AGCAAGCUUAUUCAUGUGUUUACCGAAUCGACACGGUUGACCUGCUCUGUGCGCCUAUGUGAAUCAUACCCGGAGAUCUUCCGCCGAAUCUGAACUUUUACAAGAAUUUCAUUAUAUACGCAUAAUCUGAAUAUAUGUACUUAUAUUGCAUGAAAUUUAUAUAUAUUGAGUAUCGCAUGUGCAAAAUUGGUUCUGAAGAAGACAACUUUCUGAUGUGAAUUUUAAAAGGACAUUUAAUCUGUCUUAUGACGACUUUUGCAAUCCACUGAAGCAAAUGAUUGUGGGAAUUCAACAAUGACACACAAUGCGUGGUCGAUUUUUUCACUCGAAUUCGUUUGUGUUCUUGAUCGCCUUCCUUGCGAUUUUUCAAGCUACGAGCAUAACUGACGCAGCAAAAAAUAGACAUCAUGUAAAGAAAACAAAGAUUUCAGCAAAACCCUCGAAAAGAACUUUAAUAUCCGGUUUCAACAGAGAAGAUCUGGUUGAUGCUCACGAAGAAUACUUUGUUGAUACACCUUCGUUGAACAAUCAAAUUCCAAAUGCAGAAACUGGGAGAAUUCACAGUGAAACAGCUGGACAACAACCUCUGUAUGUACCAAUGCCUGAUGCUGAUGUUGAAGCUUCACCACUUGGAGAUGCACAAGUGCCAACUGUCAGCUCGAAUGAAUACAAAAUAGCGUACAGCGAUGGCCUUCCAUUUCCAACUUCCCCUUCCCGCAACCAAGAUAAUCUUCUUGUAUACGACACUCCACAAGAUCCACUUGAAGAAAGCAACUCUAAUACUGUGAAGAUUGCAGACCCCUUGGCCAGCAAGAAACUUUUCAGCAAUGACGGGUUCUCACACGGCAUGGGGGAAGUUAGCAACGCUCUCAACAAUCUGCUCAUCGACAAAGUUUUGAAUAGCGACAAUGACAAGGAUUUCAAUAAAGAACUAAAGCUACUUAGCGAAGAGUUUGCACAGGGUGAAGUGGAAGAAAAGGAGGAAAGGAAAAAACCGUCAUGCCAGCCUGGCGCGAAAUCAAUUUUUGCGAAUUGUAAAAAGAAACGAAGUGCUGUAUGUUCGCCUGAAGAUCGCGGCACCUUCUUUAAGAAUGCACUGAAGGUCCACAACCUGUUUAGAAAGAUUCAUGGUGUUCCUGAUCUUGAAUUGAACGACAAACUGAGCAAAGACGCCCAAGAAUACGCAGAACAUCUUGCGAAAACGGCAUCAUCAGAUCAUUCACUGCGAAGAGAUCGACCUGGCCAAGGGGAGAAUAUCGCUGUUGGUUGUACAUCUGCUGGGUCCGAGUUGCGUGCAAAAGAGGCCAUUUCACAAUGGUACAGCAAGGCCUGUGAGAAAGGUUUCGAUUUCUCCGGCUACAAAAAAGGCGUGGAACCUUUUGCCCAGCUCGUCUGGAAAGCGACCUCUUUCUUAGGUAUGGGAAAGGCAGUUUCAAAUCGAGACGGCAACCUUUGCACCUAUAUUGUUGCCAGAUACUCACCAGAAGGAGACAAGAACACAUUUUCAGAGAACGUUAUAAAGGGUACUUUCUCUAAGGACGGGAUAUGCAGUUCAUCGUGUGUUGUCAAAGGCAAUGUCCCGCAAAAGCAAAAAGAACCUGAAGUGCUACAAGAGGCUAGCAGUGAGAAACCAAAGGUUCAGCAUUCUUCCGCCACAGCAGCACAGGCUGUUGACAAGCCUGGAGUCGAAGAACACAGACAAGUCCCAAAAAAGCAUCCGGUGCAACCUGAGCUUAAGAAAGUGGAAGAGAGCAAGCCAGAUCAAACAACAACGAAGCCAUCUGCUGGAAGCACAAGAAUACAAGGUGAAAAUGCAAUAAACAACAAGCAAGAAACAGGAAAUUCAGGUGAGGUUGGAAACAAAAAGGUGCCUGAAAAUGUAGCAAAACCAGCAAAGCCGACUCCAAGUGGUAUUGGGCUGUCUAAAGUAAAUGACGAGAAUAUCAAACCCACCCCAAAAUUAGAGCCGAAUAAACAAGAGUUGCAGAAACCAGAACAUCAAAACUUGGUUGCUCCAAAACCACAAAUGAUUGCACCAAAUCAAGAUAAAGAAAAAGUCAAUGAUGACAAAAAUGGGAUCAAAGUAACUGCAAAUGAGCCAACACCAAAGGUGCCAAUGCUAAUUAACAUCACGUUUCCAAAGGCUUUGCAAGCGAAAAAUGACUCAAUGAUUCAAAUUACAGUUGGGAGUGAUAAGGAGAGCAACCCUGAGCAGGCAAAUUUCCACCCAGUUGUUAAUUUCACUGGUAAAUCUGGGCAAAUUCUCACUGCAGGUGAUGAGUUCUUUGAAGAAGAGGGAAGGAGAGGAAAAAUGAGUGAAGGAAAUGUCGCUGAUGUCUCGGCAAAAUUCUUGGAAAAAUCGGAUGCCAAUACAGGUUAUAAAAUGAGCGAUUUUCUGAAUCAAGAAUUUGGAGAUCAAGCAAGCACGAUUGAUAAAACAGAGGGAAAGAUUGUUCAGAAUGGGACGAGAAAAACUACAGAAGUGCAAAAUAAGAAAGCAUUAUCACAUAUGUUCCAAGAUAGGAAAGGGAUGAACUUCAAAAACGAAGAUAAUUCCGUCACAUAUUUGAGAAUAGCCAACAAGCUGAUGCAUAACGGGAAAACAUCGUCCAGUGAUGUCUACUUCUCCCCGAAAAAGUUGGAAAAUGACGAAGCGGUUGGGUAUGCAAAGGAAAGCAGUAAAGGAGACUAUGGUUUCACCGACCAGGCAGCAAUCAAUGAGAGUGGUGCUUCUGGAACUACAGUUGCUAACAAAACAACAGGGUCUUCUUUACGAAAGGUAGAUGGGAAUAUUACAAUACCACAUGCACUGACCUAUUCAAAUGAAAAUUAUAAGAAUUUAACAGUGAAUUCAAGUGUCAUUGUUCCUGUACACAAGACUUCUGGCCUAGUGGAGCACAGUCCUCCGUCAGAUGUAGUGGAUACAAAAUCGAAUGAAAUGGAGACUGAAAGACGUGCAAAUCAAAACGAGACAGCUAAAAACACUGCGAACCUGGGCGAGGAAAGUUAUAAAGAGAAGCCUACCAAAGAGGGAGAAAAAGGUCUUUCAAACGAAGGAACUGGUUACAAGCAAAGUAACCCAGGUUCUUCAGAUAUUGAUAAAAUUAAUGAAUUCAAUCCUAAAUUAAAUAAUGAUCCACAGCAGGUAAAAUAUAAUUACAGCAGUGAAAAAGUGGAAGAAACCGGAGCUACCAAAAUAUCAACAAAAAACAACGAGGGCCAUCACCAGGUGGAGAGUGCUGGAGACAAAACAUCAAGCCCGAUGAGUAAUCAUAGAUUUAUGAAAAUUUUUGAUUUUGCAGAGGUCUCUGAUCAUAGUAUUGAAAAGAAAAAACAACACCAUGGACGAGUUGAAAAUAACAAGUUCAUGGACCUAGAGAAGCAAAUUCUGUCACAGCAAGAUAACAUUUUCCACAGAAAAGCGGGAGAGAGUGCUAAAGGCUACACGGGUCAUAGGACAGGGGGCAAUUCUGAGGGUCAAGGUGAGAGGCCGUCGAAUUCCGAAAGUAAACUUCAAUUGAGUCGCGAGAAAGAAUCUUUUCCUGAAGUUGGAAAAGGUUUAGACUCGACUUUGAUUUCAACAAAAAAUCAAAACGAUAUUGGGAAUAAAAAUCUAACAAUGAGUAAAGAAGUUAAAGCUGCAAAAUAUCCCGAUGAAGUGGAAAGGAAAGUUGGAGAAGCUAAAAAUUCUGUUCUUGAAAACCAGACUAGCAAACAACUGCCAAAGCUUUCAACAGCAGAAAUUCAAGUAAGUGACGUUAGCAAUAAAAUGAACAAGGAUGUACACGAAUCUAAAAACCAACUUGAAACAGGUAAUUUAAAAAGUGAAGAGUCUCCGGAGAACAAGGUCGAGAAUCCUAUUUUGAGCAAUAAAGUUCUUCAAAAAGAAGAUUCAAAUGCCGAGCAUGGAAGCAGUUCUGAAUCUUUCAAAAUUAAUGGUGAUCAUGCCGAAAGUACCCAAAAAGUCACUGGGUCUGUGAACGAACCAAACACUCAUCAAAUUUCUGAGCCUUUGAGUCAACAUGAAAUACAAAAAGAUACAGAAAAUACCACAACUAUUGAUGUUGGAACUGGGUUUAUCAAAAUACAAUACCAGAAGCCUCACGAAAGAAUAAGCGCGUCAAGAGGAAACAACGAGCAGUCAUAUGUGAAUGAAUCUAGCAGUGGUUUUGAAAGCUUGAAACUUUCCUCUGAUGGUGAUAAACAGAACCCAAAUAGUAAUUCAAUAACUGAGUUUAGCCAUAAUAUAGGUAAUAACGCUUUUGCGGAGAAACAUUCAAAACAUUCGGUUGACAAUCAAGAAGCAAAGAUACUGUCUUCUUCAGUUCAAGAAACGUUGAAAAAGAAUCCUCUCCAAAAGGAAGAAUCUAGUAAAUCGUUUUCACCCGAGAUUAAUAUGCAGAAUCCACAUCAUUAUAUAAUUCAGAUAAAACCAACACAUUCUUUUCAUAAUUCUGCAGACUCACAACCAGACAAAGACAUUACACCAGUAGAGGGAAGCUCUUUGAAACACAGGGUGGCUGAAUUUGUCUCUGCUAACGGGAAAGAUAGUUUUGGAAAUGAAGAAGAUAUGUCCACAGCAAAGCAAGUUUCAAGAUACCAAGAGAGUUCGGUGGAAGAUCAGGAUCUUAGCCAAGAAGAUUUGAUGAAAGACAACAUAGAUGCAAAUGCGCAGCAUGUGAAAUUGGGUAACAAGGAUGUAAGAAACCGUCCAGUAGAGAAUGAAAGCAAAGAAACAGCUGGAAGUUUCAAUAAUGAAGGUAACAGUGGAAGAUAUAGUCACAGGGUCGACGGCCAUGACAGUAAAUAUCAUAAAGAGGAAGAUGGGGCUGUUGAGUAUGGCUCAAAGUUGAAAGCAGAGCCAAGUGAUGUUAAGCAUCAAAAAGGAACUUCUUUUCAUGAGAAUCAGAAAAUCUCAAAAAGUAGUGAUAACGACAGAAAAUUGUAUAGUGAUGAUAAAAUCAACGAAAAAGCAAGUAAAGAUUUUAGCAAGCAAGUAAAGACGGAUGAAUUUAGCACAAUCAGGGAAGGUUUCCUAAAGCUAAAAAACACUGAUUUGAAAAGCGAUGCAAAAAUCGAUUUUGAAGAAACAGGAAAUAGCAAAAAAAAAGUUUAUGAUAGAAAAUUUUCAUCUUCCAAGACAGAUGUAUCAAAUGAUAUUGGAAAUGUGGAAAAGGAGAAAACUUGGAAAAUGUCUGACAAUCAGAUUCAAGCUGGUCAUGUUCACAACGAAGAUCACCAUGAAAUUCAAACAAACAGAAAAAGCAAUAGACUCUUUGCAAAAUAUGAAGCAUCUGACAUCAUUAAUAAUGAUGAAUUCUCAAACGUGAAUGAGUUUGAAACAGAAUCACCGCAGCAAAUAGAUACUGAAAAGCAAAAUAUGAAAGAAGAUAAACACGGCCGAUUAGAUACUGAGAGCAAUCACGCAGUAGCAGAAAUGAACACAAGAAAACAAGAAGAUUUAUCAACAGUAAGAUUCUCUUCUGAUGAGAAACACGAGAGCCAUAAACAUAACGAAAAUCGCAUGAAAUCGUUCAAAGAGAAUCAAAAACAGAAAUUCGACAAUGAUUUACAUUAUUCGUCUCCUAAUCAAGUCAACUCAGAAGAAAAUAUGAAUAACACACCCAAACAGUACUCCAAAGAACGCCAUGAAAGCACAGAAAGUAGCGAAGGCAUAAAAUUGAAUAAAGGUCGAACAAAAACUGCCGAUUUUAUCAAAGAUAAAACAGCAAAAGAUUCUUCGGCCAUCGUUGGCCUCAAUUUGGAGUCGGGUUAUGGCAACAUUAAAGGAUUCAGCCAUGGUCUAGAGCAAAAAGGGUCAAGACUUGAAGGAAAGGAACUCGCUGACAGUUCAAAGCUGAUUGGAACUGAGGCCAAUGACCAAGAAGAAAUCCAAAGAAAGACAAUUUUUAUUCCGCGUGAAGUCAUCCUCAAGUUCCAAAAAGACAUGGCAAUUGAGCAUAACAGAUACAGAAACAUCCACUCUGCUUCUCCGUUGCUUCUAAACUCCAGGAUGAGCAAAGAGAGUCAAUGGUACGCAGAUAACCUCGCAAGGAAAGGAUCUGUCAAUCACUCUCCCCUCAAAUCGAGGCCAGGCAUUGGCGAGAGUAUUGAAAAAUUAUGCACAAAAAGUAAUGGAAUUCCGACUGCGUCACAAGUUGUCAAGAAAUGGUAUGAAGAAGUGUGCAAUCCAGGUUACAAUUUUAAAAGAGACGGAAAACAGGUCGGAACAGGGCAUUUCACCCAGAUUGUGUGGAAAGACACAAAGGCCCUUGGAAUAGGCCUAGCUGCCAGCAAGAGCGAAGACGGCCAUAUUUGUUCGUAUGUUGUUGCACGAUAUUAUCAAGCUGGUAAUGAUCUUGGAACUAUAAGAAGCAACGUGGGAAAAGGACAUUUUCGAUCUUGUAACGACAAUACAAAUAGCCAUAUGACACCAACAAGUCAUGUUACGAGUGCUAGGCCAAGUCAUACUGGAACGCAAAGAAGACACCAUAAAACAACACAUUGGCAUAGAAGGCCCUCUACCCAUACAUCAAGACCGACUUUAAAACACUACAGCAGAACGAAGCCAACGCACAGAGGUUUUAAGCAGUCGAAUAGUCCAAGUGUCCAUCGUAUUAACGCAUUCAAUCAAAACUCUGAAAGGGAGUUUGCUACACCCAGCUCAUUUUAUAAAGGAUAUAUGAAUUUAGAAGUUAGACCAACAUUAUCGCAAAAGCUAAGAUUUUAUGCGAAAGGAACACAAAUGAAACCAAAUGUCAGGGUUGAUGUUGGCGGUUUUGGAGCCAAAGGCUAUGGUAUGUUUGAAAGUAAGUUGACAAAGGAGCACAGGGAGCAAGAAGUAAAAGAAGAAAAGGACAAUUUUGGAGCUUCCAAGACCACAUUUGCAGGAUUCAAUAAUGUGAAACCACUUAGAGAACAUUCAAAUUCUGAUAAAUUUCAUUUUAAGAUAGAGAAACAGUCAGCUGAUAGCAACAAUUGGGUGAAACCCGGACUGGAAAAAAUGCAACCCAAAGAUACAUUGGCAAAGAAGUUAGGACAUAGCAAAGUCUUACUUGAGUCACCGAAAUAUGAAGACUUUAGGUUGGACCACAAAAAUAACGGGGAAGAUGAAUUUGAGGUGAAGCGAAAGCCAGGAUCAAGUGAAGUUGAAUUCAUCGAUGUGCUUUCUGGCCGUGAAUCAGCACAUCAAAAAGCAUCAGGCAAGCAACAAAUUCAACACAAAAAUCAGCAGAACGUUUUUAAUCAUGUCUCAAGUGAAAUUACAAGUGACGGUCGUAAAACAAACAGAAUGCAUUCUAAUUUUGCUCACAACACCUCCCAAAAGGUGUAUAGGCCAUUAGAAGAGUUCAAAACGCCAUUAAAUGAUAACCGAGGUAAAAAUGGUUGGGUUCAUAGUCACGUGGUUAAACAAAAAGCCGCAAGUGAUUUUGCAAAUGAAGAUCAUAAAGCAAGUGGAAAGAAUUCUGAUUUGAUCCUUAGCACCCCCCGAAAGAUGAAUAGCCCAAUAGAUAAAUUCCAGAUGCUGCUAAAUGAAAACCGGGGUAAAAGUAACAAGGAACAUAGUCACGAGGUUAAGCCUUUGUCUACUAAUGAAUUCAUGAUUCCAACAAAAUCUUCUUACCACAAACCAGCCAAUCGUAUGUCACUUCAUAAAGGAGGGGUUUUAAAAGGCUUUAAUGCAAAGGAAAGUCAUAAUUCUUUGCUCAAAGCUGGGAAUAGUGAGCUAAAAAGCCAUAGCAAGGAGACUUUCAACACCAGGCCUAUCAGCAGUGGUUUUAAGGCCCAUGCCGAAGAAAAUGCUUUCAGGGCGAGUCACAAUCACAACCAACAUACAACAAAGUAUAAUAAUAAUUUGCAAAUCAACGCACCAACGAUUAUGAAGUUUGAUGCUAAGCAAAGGAAGCCUUUGAACAAAAACAAAGUAAAAAUCGCUGAAUUUAAGAAGCCGGAUCCUAGUCACGGUGAUGCAAAACCAUCUCAAAAGCUAGCUAUGCAGAAUGUUGUUCACCAGCCGCCCGCAGCCAAAGCUAACUCCGGAACUGCACCAAAUGUAAUGAAAUCCGAUUUCGGAUACAUGGCAGGUCUUCGGGCCGGUCUCGGAUUAGGCGAUAAACAAGAUAAAAGUUUUUAUGAAGAACCAACUGGAAAAAUUCCUUUAGAUUCUACCGAUACAACUAGCCGUAUAUUGCAAUCAAUUUCUGGACCCGGACCUGCCUUGCCGUUUGAGAAUAUAGAAAAUGGAAUUAAUUUAAGUUCUUUGCAGCAAGAAGGAGCAAAUAUUGAAGAAGAAAUUUCCAAUGAAGCUAAGCAAAUAGACUAUCAAGAUAUUGUGGGUCAAGGAAGGGCAGGGAAUCUAGAUCUGGUGACAAGUGAGAAUGACAAUAAAGCACCGGGAAUGAUAAUGGAUGAGUAUCGUUAUAAUACUGCAGAAAAUGGCGAGGUUGGGUCAAUCUAUGACAGCAGAGAAGAAGAGAUAGGAGAAAAAAUGGGAACGAUUGCCGAUCGGAAAAGAUAUUCUGGUGCACGGACGUCUGAAGAAUCUGGACAGAAGCAGAAAGAACCGGUAACAGCAAACAAGCUUAUGGAGCAGCAAAAGGGUGUCCAAUAUGGCCGGUACCCAUCAGCAGCUUCAAAGAUGGAUCAAAACAAUCGAAACGAUCUGAAACCUCAGUCAUGGAACUUUGCCGGAGACUCGCUUAGAUUUGUAAAGCCAUCAAAAAAUAAGGGGACGAAAAAUAUUCAAAGUGCCAUGCCUUUUCUUGGAAGCCGGAAUAAACCAUCUACCUUUAUGGCCGGGCAUGCUCCGGAUAAGACCAAGAAAACUCCUUAUUUCCGGCCAAGCACAAUCGGAGGUAGAACUACACAGCUUCCUGCAGGUUUCAACAGUGGAUUUCAAGCUGCUCUGUACUCUUUUGGGAAUAAAGACUUUGACAAAAUUGAAGAGGUCGCUGCAACAAAGAAAGGUUUUCUCUCCAGAGCACCAAGUCAAGCAUCAAAAAAGGCCAUUAGCAUAUUGACAGAUAAUCCCUUGGCACAUGGCGGACUGGUAAAAUCGAUCAUCAAUAAAUAUGGGAAUUACUCAGCCAUUGAAAGCGAUAACUAUGAUACCAGCCGUACAAGGCAUUUUGUUAUUGACAAAAACAACAACCUGGUUUUGGCACCCGGUGAGAACACGGGUCAUGUAACUGAUUUUGAAGCAAAAAUCUGGCAAUGUUGGCACAUCAAGCGACUUAUGGUAUAAAUGGUGUAUCAAACAUGAUCAAAGAAGACCCGGAAUUAACAGGUCUACAGACAGUAAGAAGGGUCAGGCCGGAUACAAAAGAUUAUCAGUCUGGUUUGAUAGGCUGGGCGGGUACAAACAAUCCCGGUUUGCCGAGUGAAGAAGAAAUGAAACAGUCUGAUAUAUACGGACAGGAUCUGGUUGAGACUUUGAAAAACCUGAUUAUCUUGGUAAUAAAAGACUACCGGGUCAAUUUGCAUUGAAUAGAGCCGAAUCUUCAAAGUUGGGAGUUGCAAGCAGCAGCUCGAAUAAUGGUGGAAGAUUUGAGUUGGCAUCAAAUGAAAAUGCUAAUUAUGUGCAUAAAAAGUUAAAUUUUACUACCGGGGAAAGAAAGCAAUUACUUGCUGAUUUUGACAAAGGUAACAGGGAAGAAAGGCCUAUGACUGACGACAUGAAGCUGCUCUCAGAAGAAAAUGAGAA
Messenger RNA from Rhopilema esculentum, 9703 nucleotides. NCBI's taxonomy places the organism in Eukaryota, Metazoa, Cnidaria, Scyphozoa, Rhizostomeae, Rhizostomatidae. The record is from RefSeq and is a predicted model, not a curated record.